AUGGGCAGUAAGAGAGACAGCCAGACAACCAAACAGGCAGUCAGAGAGACAGCCAGACAACCAAACAGGCAGCCAGAGAGACAGCCAGACAACCAAACAGGCAGUCAGAGAGGACAGCCAGACGAGCAAACAGGCAGUCAGAGAGGACAGCCAGACGAGCAAACAGGCAGUCAGAGAGACAGCCAGACAAGCAAACAGGCAGUCAGAGAGACAGCCAGACGAGCAAACAGGCAGUCAGAGAGACAACAAGACAACCAAACAGGCAGUCAGAGAGACAGCCAGACAACCAAACAGGCAGUCAGAGAGACAGCCAGACAACCAAACAGGCAGUCAGAGAGACAGCCAGACAACCAAACAGGCAGUCAGAGAGACAGCCAGACAACCAAACAGGCAGUCAGAUUGACAGCCAGACAACCAAACAGGCAGUCAGAGAGACAGCCAGACGAGCAAACAGGCAGUCAGAGAGACAGCCAGACGAGCAAACAGGCAGUCAGAGAGACAACCAGACAACCAAACAGGCAGUCAGAGAGACAGCCAGACGAGCAAACAGGCAGUCAGAGAGACAGCCAGAUAACCAAACAGGCAGUCAGAGAGACAGCCAGACAACCAAAUAGGCAGUCCGAGGGACAGCCAGACAACCAAACCGGCAAUCAGAGAGACAGCCAGACAGGCAGUCAGAGAGAUGGACAAUCAAAUUUCCAGCCAGCCUGCCAGACAGAUCUGCAUUUUAUGCAAAUGCAUGAAACUAAGAAACACUUUACGCCAAAAAAUUAA
Liolophura sinensis is the source of this 774-nucleotide messenger RNA. Its product is annotated as octapeptide-repeat protein T2-like. Bases 1 to 774 code for a protein of 257 amino acids. The record is from RefSeq and is a predicted model, not a curated record. Lineage: Eukaryota; Metazoa; Mollusca; Polyplacophora; Chitonida; Chitonidae. The transcript has a single exon.